UCAGAGGUGUGGUGGCGAGCGUUGUAAAUGCACAAAAUACAAUAUACACAUAUAGUAUUUGAGUCUGGGCAAGCUCGGAUAAAGCAUAUUAUUACGUAACAAAUGCAAGUUUUUCCGCUGCCAAGAUUUAAAAAUGCUGUGUCGACUAUCGCGUGUCUAGACUGACAAACGAUCCUACAAUAACUACCACAGUAUGCAAAAGCGGCGAACAUAGCCUAUAAAUUGUGGGGCUUUUAAUCUGCGGGCAUUACUUUGCAUUGACGCUAUUGUCUGUAUAGCUUCGUGUUAUUUGGCACUUACAAGCAUUUUUACCUCUGGUUUGAGUGCUUUUGUGAAAGAUACCAAAAUAAACUAUGUCUAUGUAUUGUUACAUUAUAUUGAUACUUUGCUGCAUCGGAGCCGUUAAUAGCCGUCCGUAUAGCCGUCCGCCAGGAAGGAGAUGGGAAAUGGAUUGGUAUGCAUGGAAAGCUCAUUUUAGAAAGAGUUAUGAAUCCGCUGAAGAAGAGGGGAUACGGCACAACAUUUGGUUGGAGAAUAAGGCGAAGAUUGAUCAACAUAACGAUGAAGCAGAUGCCGGGCAACAUACAUAUUAUAUGAAAAUUAACCAAUUUUCUGACAGGGCUGAAGGAGAAGAAAUACAUAACGGCUUGGAUGUUGGACCCGAAUAAUCUCAAAUCAUCUCCAUACGCUAUUCAGAAACUAGAACGUCAAAUUUAUUUUUGAUUCAAUAUCAUUUAACUAUGUUACUUUCAUUUUGUGUGUGUGAGCCGAAAAAGAAAAAGAAAAUUUUUGUAAUUUUAUAAUAAAUUAAUUUAUUGUAAUUUUCAUUCACACCAAUCGUUUUGAUCUGCAAAUAAAUUCU
Molecule: messenger RNA, 862 nt
Organism: Styela clava
Lineage: Eukaryota; Metazoa; Chordata; Ascidiacea; Stolidobranchia; Styelidae
Product: protein CTLA-2-alpha-like
Source: RefSeq, a predicted model, not a curated record